This is a messenger RNA of Linepithema humile (Argentine ant), 1266 nucleotides long. It is a transcript of the gene P5cr, whose product is annotated as Pyrroline 5-carboyxlate reductase. Gene Ontology annotation, molecular function: pyrroline-5-carboxylate reductase activity. Gene Ontology annotation, biological process: L-proline biosynthetic process. NCBI's taxonomy places the organism in Eukaryota, Metazoa, Arthropoda, Insecta, Hymenoptera, Formicidae. The record is from RefSeq and is a predicted model, not a curated record.
AUUCAUGGUAUUAGAAAUCAAAGCGAGGCAACACGAGGCAAUCAUCUGAUUCUUGUUACUACAUAACACGCAAAUUGCACGUAUUAUUAUUUAUCGCUUCGGCAUAAAAUUGUUCAAUAAAUUCGAAUAAAUUGUGAUUGAAUUAAUCAUGGAACAGUAUUUAAAAAAUAUUAAAGUUGGAUUUAUUGGAGGCGGAAAUAUGGCCAGUGCUAUAGGUGCUGGUUUAAUACACAAAGGUGUAUUAAAUCCGAAUAAUGUCUGGGUUUCUGGUCGUACAAACAGAACACAUAAUUUUUGGAAAGAUUUGGGUGCUUAUCCAACUCUGAAAAAUAAAGAAGUUGUGAGUAAUUGUGAGAUUAUAUUUCUGACAGUGAAACCGCACAUGCUGGAUGAUGCACUUAGCACUAUAGAAAAGGAAUCUGAUCGGAAAUUUGAGAAGAAGCUUUUUAUUUCCGUGCUUGCUGGAGUACCUCUUGAAGUCUUGGAUGCUAAACUGUCAAGGAUUGCAUCAUCACCAAGAAUAAUUAGAUCUAUGCCAAAUACACCCAUGAUGGUUGGAGAAGGAAUUAUAGUUUAUUGCAGCGAGAAUGCCAGUCCUAAAGAUUUAGAGGUGAUAGAUGCAUUGUUUUCUUAUAUUGGCAUAACUCAAAAUGUUCCGGAAAGUCUUAUGAAUGCUAUUAGUGGUCUGUCAGGUUGUGGUCCAGCGUUUGCAUAUCUUGUCAUAGAAGCAUUGGCGGAUGGAGGUGUUAGGAUGGGUGUACCAAGGCCAAUGGCGACUAAGUUUGCAGCACAAGUGUUAGUAGGAGCUGGAAAAAUGGUACUCGAGACUGGACGACAUCCUGGUCAAUUGAAAGAUGAAGUCUGCUCACCUGGAGGUACUUCUAUCGCUGGUGUUCAUGCCAUGGAAGCAGGAGGAGUCAGGGGAUCUAUGAUGAAUGCUGUUCAGGCUUCUGUAAAUAAAACAAAUGAACUAACAUCCCAAUCAAAAUAAUUUCCAUAGUUAAUAUAUUGGGAUACUUCAGUAGAGAAAUAGAAAUAGAUAAUUUAAUUUCACAAGCAACUUUUUUUUAUAUUCUUACAGUAUUGGAAAAAUUUUUUCUUUAAAUAUUAUUAUGUGGUGGAAUAUCAUGUGAUCACAUCAUACAUGUAAGUCUCGAUAUUUUUUUUAAGUGUAUUUACAAAUCAGUAAUUCCUGGUAUUAUCAGUUAUUCAUGGUAUUACUACAGUUUAUUAUAAAAAAUAUAUACAAUAUACAUAUAUACAGUA